CGAGCUCUACGCCGCCAUCGCCACCAAUUUUUAGUUGGUUUUUUUUGUGCUUCGCUGCGUCUGUUGCAGCGUCAUGGUUUAGAUUCAUGCGCUGAUUCAAGUCCGCGGGGUUUCGAUUCCUGCUUCACCUUCGUUCCGGCUUUAGAGGUUUUCUUUCUUUCUGGAAGCAGCCAGAAUGGCUGCGAAGAGAGAAGGUGAAGAGAAUGACUUGGCUUUGGUUACAAAGCGGCAACGCACUGAUGAAAGAGCUAUAGUACCUGUGGGAGGUUCCGCUUUGUCCUCCAAUGCCAACAAUCAGCUGAGUGUAACGGUUGAGGGUGUGAAAAGAACGUCCAGUCUCGACGCUCCCAUAAUGCUGCUUUCAGGUCAUGGGGGUGCUGUUUAUACUAUGAAGUUCAACCCUCAAGGCACUGCCAUAGCUUCUGGAUCUCAUGACAAGGAUAUAUUUCUAUGGAAUGUGCAAGGUGAUUGUGAUAAUUACAUGGUAUUGAAGGGGCACCGUAACGCUGUGCUGGAUCUUGUUUGGACUACCGAUGGUCAACACAUUAUCUCAGCUAGUCCAGAUAAAACAGUUCGUGCAUGGGACGCAGUUACAGGGAAGCAGGUUAAAAAGAUGGCAGAGCAUUCGUCAUUUGUGAACAGUUGCUGCGCUGCUAGACGGGGUCCACCACUCAUUAUUAGCGGCUCAGAUGAUGGCACUGCUAAGUUGUGGGAUAUGCGUCAUCGUGGUUGCAUCCAAACCUUUCCAGACAAGUAUCAGGUCACAGCAGUAGCCUUCUCUGAAGGUGCAGACAAAAUUUUCAGUGGAGGUAUUGACAACGACAUCAAGGUGUGGGACCUCCGCAAGAAUGAAGUGGCCAUGAAGCUACAAGGACACACUGAGACGAUAACUAGCAUGCAACUUAGCCCAGAUGGAUCUUAUCUUCUUACCAACUCAAUGGAUUGCACGUUGAGAGUCUGGGAUAUGAGGCCAUAUGCACCUCAGAAUCGAUGCGUCAAGAUAUUUACGGGACAUCAGCACAAUUUUGAAAAGAACCUGCUAAGAUGCAAUUGGUCACCAGAUGGCCAAAAGGUGACAUCGGGCAGUGCAGAUCGAAUGGUGUAUAUUUGGGAUACUACAUCGCGAAGGAUUUUGUACAAGCUUCCAGGGCAUUCUGGUUGUGUCAACGAAGCUGUGCUUCAUCCAAGGGAACCUAUCAUCGGGUCGUGCGGUAGUGAUAAGCAGAUCUAUAUAGGAGAAAUUGAUCCUACUGUAAGAUAGGUUGAUAGGAGUUAAUCAUCAUCACUAGUUGUUCGAAUGCUAAGUGGAGACGCAGCAGCAUCCAACCCUGGGCGACUGGAGCACAACACGAGAGCUUCGGACGCCGGGAAAAACGUUUUCCUCAUUCCGGGGUUUUCGGCGUUUGCAACACCUACAUCCCACUGGAAUCUGAAACUAUAAGGCGUUCCAUUAUCUGGAUACUGAGGUUGGAGCACUCGCCCCCAAUGAGAUUUUAUCGAGUUCCUUUCUAGGAGCAAUUAUCCUUCUCUGAGCACAACAGAACUAGGGAGAGUACAUUCCUAUGCUUGACAUUGGCUUUUUAAUCAAAUUAGGUCCUUGGUAACUGUGUUACAAUGUUAUCAAGCAGGUUUGUAUGUGACACUGUAGCAAGUUCCAUAUUACCAAAUCUGCUAUCUGCUGUCGCAGAGGGGAGCUUCACAUCCAAGUCUCGACCAACAUUGCCAGCUCAUAACCCAGUUGACCUCUUUCAAUUUUGUUAGCAAUGUAGAUGUGGAGUGGGUGUGAGACAAUGUCUAUCUGGAGGGUCAAUAUUCUUAACAAAAUCUCAAAUUUAACAUUA
Physcomitrium patens is the source of this 1841-nucleotide messenger RNA. RefSeq lists its product as uncharacterized. Gene Ontology annotation, molecular function: RNA binding; protein binding. Gene Ontology annotation, cellular component: catalytic step 2 spliceosome. The record is from RefSeq and is a predicted model, not a curated record. NCBI's taxonomy places the organism in Eukaryota, Viridiplantae, Streptophyta, Bryopsida, Funariales, Funariaceae.